AUUAGUGAAGUUUGUAUUUCUUAUUCACCGUAUUUUAACAAAUUGCGAAUGGAUAAAGUUGCAUUCGAAAUUGAGAUAAUCUCAGCGCAAGAUCUCAAAUGCGUGACAAGUUUUGGAAGGCCAAUGCGCACAUAUUCAGUUGUAUGGAGUGACUCCACCGCUCAAAAGUGUACGAGAAUAGACAGAGAGGGUGGCAGUUACCCCACCUGGAACGAUAAGUUCCAAAUGACUGUCACCAAGGGAUUCCUCAAGCAAAAGGGCUCGGCUGCCUUGGUACAAAUAUACUGUAAAACUAUGACGGGCAACAAGAGAGUGGGAAGCGCUCGAAUGCCUUAUUCCGACAUUUUGGAGGGAUUCACUAAGCCCGAGUCCAUUCACUUUCUGAGCUAUCGAAUUAGGACUCCAAAUGGCAGGCCUCGGGGUUACCUUGAUUUGUCUGUGAGAUUUCUGGAGAAAAUUGAUCCACGCUUAUACAACUCAACACCUCAAUUUCAGAUGAAAUUCCCGGCCUUUCCUUCGAAGCCCAUUAUACCUGCGAGUUCUAGCGGGCAAGGUAAUCGGAGGCCACAAAAUGGUUAUUCGAUUGGCAUUCCCCUUCGAACUCCUAUUCUUCCAUGAACGCAACGAUUUUGGAACCAGCAAACUCAUCGUAUGGUUAUCCAUACAGUGCCCGCGUUUCUCCAUUUAAUUUCUGAUAAGCUGUAAUGCCCAUUAUUAUCUGUGUCGUUUUGAAUGAGACUUAAAAUUCACUGCAAAACCUAAGAAUAAGUUAGCCUCUAUGUGUUAUCAUGUUUACCGUAUGUGGUCUGUAGAAUAUCAUAAUUCCUGUAAAAUAUCAAGAGUUGGAAGUAAUAGUGUUCCGACAAAUAAUUUUUAACUGGAACAUUAACAAACACGGCAAAUUAUGUUGGAAUAAAUUUCUCCCACAUGAACAAAACCUGAUUAUAAAAUCAGAUGGUGAUAAGAUUGCCCGGCUAUGUUCUUCAUCGCCUUACUGCCGACUAUGAUGGAGACCGACCAAAUUCACCGACUUCUUCACGGCCAGUGGAAGACCGCCUUGUAUCCACCGCUUAUCUUCUUUGCUGACAACCUUACAUAAUCUCAAACUCAUGUUUAUCUUCUCUUAGCUUGUCGUGCACUGCAAGUAUGGA
Molecule: messenger RNA, 1151 nt
Organism: Cryptomeria japonica (Japanese cedar)
Lineage: Eukaryota; Viridiplantae; Streptophyta; Pinopsida; Cupressales; Cupressaceae
Product: BON1-associated protein 2-like
Exons: 1
Coding region: 49-618 (189 amino acids)
Biological process (GO): defense response
Source: RefSeq, a predicted model, not a curated record